AUGGCGUUAAGCUUGGGAACAAAGCCUGUCGAGUACGUCCAAGUUUCUGGUCUGUAUUUGGUAAUCAAACAUCCUACAGCAGAAUCUAGGCUAUUGAGGUUUCUUGCUCGAGCCGUGUUGUUAGCUUUGUUAAUCGUUUCUUUCCCCUAUUUCGGAUCUAUUCUCAGAGGAUCCUCAAUCGCGUCGCAAUCGGUUCUAAACAAUGCCAAAUUUGGAUCUGAUAAUGAUAUUGAUAUUGACAAAUCAACAAACUACAGAAUCGUUUACCUCGAACAAGCUGAUUCUACUCCCGUCGAUGAGGGGAUGAGUGAAUUAGGCAAAGAUGAGAUCAAAUUUCACUCUCAGAGACAACUCCUCUUCGCUUACAAAUCUGACGCUAAAAGAGCUGCAGCCCUAAACGAACUCGAAGACGUCCUCCUCGAACCGCCGCGAUCAGCAUCGCGAAAAUCGAGGCGGUACUUGCGACGAACACGAUACCUUCCAGAUUUGAUGGGCGAUUCUCUCGAAGACUACCCCCGCCAUGUUUUCAUCGACGUCGGUCUUCCGGAGAAGGAAGGCGGAAGCGGCACAAGCUGGUUUAAUCACAACUACCCUACCAGAAACAAGAAAUUCGAAAUGUUGAAGAUCGAGACAGUGAAUACUGAUCACGAGCCAUCGUCGAAGACUUUGCAUGUCGGAAUUUCGGAUUGGCUGUCGAGCAACGUAAAAGCCGAAGAUUACGUCGUAAUGAAAGCAGAAGCGGAGGUUGUGGAAGAGAUGAUGCAAUCCGAGGCCAUACAGUUGGUCAACGAGCUUUUCUUGGAAUGCAAGCCACAACCAAACAGUGGCAGGAAGGUUUCCGGCGGCGGCCGACGAGCUUACUGGCAGUGUUUGGCAUUGUACGGACAGCUCCGAGACAAAGGUGUGGCGGUUCAUCAAUGGUGGGGUUGAAAAUAAAAAUGGAGAAUUCAAAUCGUGAGAGAGUGGAGAGAGGGAAAGGCGUUUGAUUUUCUUUUUUUUCUUUUUUUUUUUUUAAUUUAUUUUUUAGUUUUAUUUUUUU
Cucurbita maxima (winter squash) is the source of this 1039-nucleotide messenger RNA. RefSeq lists its product as uncharacterized. Bases 1 to 930 code for a protein of 309 amino acids. The record is from RefSeq and is a predicted model, not a curated record. Lineage: Eukaryota; Viridiplantae; Streptophyta; Magnoliopsida; Cucurbitales; Cucurbitaceae. The transcript has a single exon.